Messenger RNA from Trachymyrmex septentrionalis, 1843 nucleotides. RefSeq names its product dehydrodolichyl diphosphate synthase complex subunit DHDDS-like (gene Dhdds). Gene Ontology annotation, cellular component: dehydrodolichyl diphosphate synthase complex; endoplasmic reticulum. Gene Ontology annotation, molecular function: ditrans,polycis-polyprenyl diphosphate synthase [(2E,6E)-farnesyl diphosphate specific] activity. The record is from RefSeq and is a predicted model, not a curated record. Lineage: Eukaryota; Metazoa; Arthropoda; Insecta; Hymenoptera; Formicidae. The transcript has 5 exons. The coding region runs from base 527 to 1414 and encodes 295 amino acids. Gene Ontology annotation, biological process: polyprenol biosynthetic process.
GACGACGCCGGCGGUCGCAGGUGUUCGAUUCGAAUUCGACCGUUCGACGAAAAAAAUGUUCGAUGAGAAUCACGAUAGCUAUUCCGACGUCCCUGGCUCACGUUAGAUAAGAGAGAGAGAGAGAGAGAGAGAGAGAGAGAGAGAGAGAGAGAGAGAGAGAGAGAGAGCUACGAGUAAACCGCGCCUGGUUUUUGUCGGUAUUUCGUUCGAAGUAAUAGGAGUCGAGGAAAAUAACCUGACGUAUUAUCGACAGUAUGGUCAAAUUAACGUGUAGAUAAAGCGAGUGAUUAAGAUGAUGACGGAAAUGUACGAAAACAACUUGGAGAUAGUGUAUUUUAUUUUUUAAAUUACGAUUCGAAGGUUAGAUGAUGACUGGCAGCUGAUAUUGUGUUAAUGAGUAUUAUAUAUCUUGUGUUCGACAAGUAUUGAAUAUUGAAUAGUGAAUGUGACAGAAACUUUUGGAACAUUAAAGAGUUGAGCACAGAUUGUACAUUUUCAUAUGCCUAAACGUGAAAUUUAAAAUACGAUGUCGUGGCUAAAAGAAUGCACUUUGAAUUGGUUUCAAUCCCUAGCUUUAAAGAUUAUUAAGACCGGCGAAGUGCCUAAACACGUGGCGUUUAUCAUGGAUGGUAAUAGACGUUACGCGAAUAAACAGAACUUGCAGAAAGGAGAGGGUCACUCAAAAGGGUUCGACAAAAUGACUGAGAUGUUAAACUGGUGCAUGGAUCUCGGUGUUGUAGAAGUCACAGUUUAUGCAUUUAGUAUAGAAAACUUUAAACGUAGCAAAGAAGAAGUUGAUGGUCUCAUGGACCUUGCCAGGCAGAAGUUCAAGCGUCUCUUAGAAGAGAAGGAAAAAUUGAUGGACGUUGGAGUAUGUGUUCGUGUGAUUGGCAAUUUGUCCCUGAUUCCAGAAGAUCUAUGUAAAUUAGUUGCUGAAGCUAUGACUAUUACUAGGGAAAAUAAUAAAGCAUUUUUAAAUCUUGCUUUUGCUUAUACGUCAAGAGAUGAAAUUACUCAUGCAAUUAAGGAUAUAAUACAAGGUGUAAAGGAUGCUGAUAUUUUACCUGAAGAUAUUAAUGAAGAUCUGAUUACUGAUUGUUUGUACACUUACAAGUCUCCAAAUCCAGAUUUAUUAAUUCGUACUUCCGGAGAAACUCGACUUAGCGAUUUCCUCAUGUGGCAAAUUUCCAAUACUUGUAUCUACUUUACCGAAGUAUUGUGGCCUGAAUUCAAUAUAUGGAAUUUUCUUAGUGCAAUUUUUUAUUAUCAGAGAUGUUAUCCUAACUUGCAGAAAAAUAGAAAAAAUUUAAAACCAAUCAUGCAUAAUAGUAGAGUAUCUAUGUAUCUUGAUAAGUUGCAUAACAAACGUGACAUGGCAAUCGAAACAGUAUAUCUAUCAGCAGUUCAAUCCUAGAAAUAAACGUUAUUCUAUUAGAUAAAGUGUUGAAUGAAAUAUGCUGAAAAUAUAUGUUGCAUAUAUUUUCUUAAAAUCAACUUUCCAUUAUAAUGUAGUUUAUCAUAUUUGUCCCGGGUAAUUUUUUUCUAUUUUGAAUUUGUCAAAUUAUUAUAGCAAUUAAAUUGUACUAUGUCUUGUUGCAUCAGCAAAAUUAAAAAUAUCUACAUUUACAAAUAUAUGUAUAUGUCAGUUUGUAAUCAUAUGUAUAAGAACUAGUCAAGCGAUUAAACAAAGACAAUUAUAUGUGAAAACUAAUGUCAAAAUUUAUACAAAUAUUUGUUUUGAUACGUCUAUAGUAUCAUAAACUCAGGGAUAGAUAGCUACAGAUACUUCCAAUUACAUAAGAUGUUUUAGAAAACAAGAAAUAAUGAAGGCUUUGGGAUAUAU